UACUCACUCAUUUUUUACCUUUCGAUUGACUGGACUUUUAGGAAUUCUACUGCGAAAAUGGACAAACAGUGCUCUUGGUAAUAUAAACGUCAGGCUAGUCGAAGGAAAUUCGCCCAAUAGAGGUCGUGUUGAAAUCUUGCACAACGGUGUCUGGGGAACAAUUUGUCAUGAUUAUUGGGAAAUGCCGGAUGCUAAUGUACUCUGCCGCCAGUUGGGUUUCGAAGGUGCCCUUGUAGCACUCCGUUCUGCUGCUUAUGGAAAGGGAACUGGAGAGAUAUGGUUGGAUGACGUUGAUUGUAAAGGAAAUGAGCCCUCAAUUUUCCAGUGUGGACACAAGGGAUGGGGAAUUCGGAACUGUGAUCAUAGCCAAGAUGCUAGUGUGAUUUGCAUUCCAAUUGUUCGUUUGAGUGAAGGAGUGUUCUCCCACAAAGGUUUAGUUCAAGUUUACCACAGCAGAACGUGGGGCUGGAUCUGUAAUCAGGGUUGGGAUAAACAAGAUGCCGACGUGGUUUGUAGAGAGUUAGGUUUCACAAAGGCUUCUAUGGUUUACGGCAGUUUAAAAGAUAAAGGUGGUGUUAUAUGGAUGAAAAAUAUUCAGUGCAUUGGCAAUGAAACGUCACUCGUCUUAUGUGACCAUGAAGACUGGAAGAAACAUAGCUGCACAAAUGGUCAACUCGCAGGUGUGGAGUGCAGCGUACCUGAAGUAAGGUUAGUUGGCGGGACUGCCUCAUAUGAAGGUCGUGUCGAAGUAUCCUAUGAUGGCAGCUGGGGAACAAUUUGUCAUGAUUACUGGGAACUGCCAGAAGCCUCUGUUUUCUGCCGUCAGCUGGGAUUCGAAGGAGCGCUACUUGCUCUUCGUUCUGCUGCUUUUGGAGAAGGGUCAGGGAUCAUAUGGAUGGAUGAUGUCCACUGUGCUGGAAACGAAACAGCGAUAACGCAGUGUAAGCAUAGGGGAUGGAGAGUGACAGAUUGUGAUCACAGCAAAGACGCCGGUGUGAUCUGCACACCGAAAGUUCGUGUAGGUGGAGAAAUCAAUGCUACCCAAGGUCUGGUUCAGGUUUAUCAUAACAAGGCAUGGGGAUGGAUUUGUAAUCAGCUGUGGGACGACACGGAUGCAAACGUGGUUUGUAAGGGGUUGGGGUAUGAAAAUGCUACACUUUUGUACAGUAACCCGGUUGAUAAAGGCGGAAUGAUUUGGAUGAAUCACGUACAGUGCGAUGGAAGCGAAAGAUCUUUAGUCUCGUGUACACAUAAUGGAUGGAAAGAUCACAGCUGUGCAAAAGGUCAACUUGCUGGUGUGGUUUGCAGUAUUCCAAAAGUAAGGCUUGUUAAUGGAACAGCACCUUACAAUGGUCGUGCAGAAAUAUUCUACAAUGGAGAAUGGGGUACAAUUUGUCAUGAUUAUUGGGACAAUCCAGAAACAAAUGUCUUCUGUCGUCAGCUCGGAUUUGAAGGGGCAAUUACAGGACUUCGCUCUGCUGCUUUUGGAAAAGGCUCUGGAAUGAUAUGGAUGGAUGACAUCAACUGUACCGGACAGGAGACUGCAAUAUCUCAGUGUGUACACAGAGGAUGGAGAGUAACAGACUGUAAACACAACCAAGAUGCUAGUGUGAUCUGCAUCCCAAAAGUUCGCCUAGGUGGAGAUAAAUAUUUAGGCGAGGGUCUGGUUCAAGUUUAUCACGAAAAGACAUGGGGCUGGAUAUGCAGUGAAAAAUGGAAUAAACAGAAUGCUGAUGUGCUUUGUCGAGAGUUAGGAUACACAAAUGCUUCUUCAUCAUACAGCAGUUCCGCAAACACGGUUGGUGAGGUGUGGAUGAAUAAUGUGCAGUGUCAGGGAACUGAAAGAUCGUUACUUUUCUGUGCCCAUGAUGGUCGGAAAUCUCAUAGCUGUACAAACGGUCGAGUGGCUGGCGUAUUUUGUGUUGUUCCUGAAGUGCGUUUAGUUGGUGGAACUGCGACAUAUAAGGGCCGUGUCGAAAUUUUCUUCAAUGGGGCCUGGGGAACGAUUUGUCACGACUUCUGGGAACUAUCAGAAGCUAAUGUUAUCUGUCGUCAGCUGGGAUUCGAUGGAGGUCUACUAGCUCUUCGUAAUGCUGCUUACGGGCAAGGGUCAGGAAUCAUAUGGAUGGAUAAUGUCAAUUGUACGGGGAAGGAGGAAGCAAUAUCUAGGUGUAAACAUAAAGGAUGGAGGGUGUCAGAUUGCGACCACACUCAAGAUGCCAGUGUCAUUUGUACUCCAAAAGUCCGUUUGGGUAAUGGCGUUUUAGCCAGUGACGGCCUCGUUCAAGUUUACCACAACAAAACAUGGGGCUGGAUCUGUGAUCAGCAUUGGGACCAAAACGACGCUGAUGUUGUUUGUGGCGAGCUUGGAUACUCAAACGCUCUUUCAACUUACAGCCAGCCCUUAAACAAACAUGGGAAUGUAUGGAUGAACAAUGUGCACUGUGCUGGCAAUGAAACAUCACUGUUUUUUUGUAGACACGACGGGUGGAAAAGACAUUACUGUCACAGUAGACAACUAGCCGGUGUGAUAUGCAAAACUCCCAAAGUCAGGCUAGUUGGGGGAGCUACUUCAUAUCAAGGUCGAGUUGAAAUAUUUUACGAUGGAGUCUGGGGAACAAUAUGCCAUGAUCAUUGGGAAAUGCCAGAAGCCAAUGUAGUUUGUCGACAACUGGGAUUCGAACGAGCAUCAGAGGCUCUCCGUUCUGCAGCGUUUGGAGAAGGUUCAGGCGUGAUUUGGAUGGAUAACGUAAACUGUACUGGAAGUGAGACUGCAAUUACUCAUUGUAAACAUAACGGAUGGAGAACGACGGACUGCACGCAUAAGCAAGAUGCCGGCGUGAUUUGCACACCAAAAGUUCCUGUUCCUAGACCUGCUCCAUCGGAACCAAAGGAGGUUAAUAAAGAUGCUAUUUAUGGCUCAGUUGGUGUAGCCCUUGCUUUCGCGGUCGUACGAUUGGUAAUUUUCUAUCUUUGGAAAUACUGGAAACGUCAAAACAGAGAUCGACCGCAUGCGGUCCAUCGGGAACAAUUCUGGCCUCAAACUAAUGAGGCAUUUGAACUCGAAAACAGAAAUGCUGAUAAUGUCUUGGCUCGUGACUCAGGACUUAAUCCGGGAACCCGCUCAUGGGAAGUGGAAAGAGAAAAUGUAAACAUUGAGCACGGCAUUGGAGAUGGUGCGUUCGGUCUAGUCGCACGGGGAACCGCGACUAACUUGCCAGGAAUAAACGGAAGAAUGACGGUAACCAUAAAAAGGCUAAAAGGUCUGUCAGAGCUCGAAAUUCUGAAAAAACUCGAACCUCAUCCUCACGUUAUCAAACUGCUGGGAUGCGUCACUGUAUCAGAUCCUCUGCUUGUAAUAUUCGAGUAUAUUCCUAACGGAGAUCUUUUGGGUUACUUAAAGAAGAGCCUAAAUAUCGACGAUGAUUACCACAAAGACCCGCAUGUUAAGCCACAGACAAGUUUGACUACCCUGCAGUUGAUGAAGUUUUCUUGGCAAAUAGCUGAUGGCAUGGAGUAUUUGUCGUCUAAGGAGAUUAUCCACCGCGACCUUGCAGCCCGCAAUGUCAUGGUUGGUGAGGGAGAGACAUGUAAGGUAACCAACUUUGGAAUGGCUCGAGACGUUGGCCGGGAAACAAAGCGAGGAGAGCAGACGAAAUGGACGGCUUUUGAAGCACUCGAGAAUGGACAAUAUACCACGAAAAGUGAUGUGUGGAGUUUUGGAAUUGUGCUUUACGAAAUAUUCACGAUAGGUGGCUCGCCUUAUCCAUCUUUUGAUGAUCAAAACGUGACAGAACUACUUGGAGUGGGCUACAGAAUGCCAAGGCCACAACAUAUGGAUGAUGCUUUGUACAAAAUCAUGCUAGAUUGCUGGCAAGAGAAUCCCGAUAAUCGUCCAACCUUUGAGAAUCUUAGGAAAGACUUGAAGGAAAUGGAAAAUUAACAUCAGAGGUUUAUCAACAUGCAGUUCUGCGACAACAAGCUCUACGAGAAUUUGGAUUGAGUUAUUUCUCAAAAAAGAGUCGGUAGCACAUCCAGCUAUGAAUGUAGGAGAAAAACUUUAGUUAGUCUUGCAACACUUACAACAACACGUUCUUUUUUCGGAGGGACGGACCAUGUAACAAACAGAUAAAACAAAAAAAAUGGCCCCUACAAAAUCGUUCACAUUUCAAAAGUAAAAGCUGGUACCAACUAAUUUGUAGCUAGUCGCCUGAGAUAUUUGUCCUAAUUCAAUGUCUUGCUAUUCUCCCAUUUUGAUGGUAGAUCUAGGCUAUUUUUUUUGGAGGUUUUCUUUCUCAAUAUUUUUUUAAAAUUAUCAUUGUUUAUUUCUAUUCAUUUAUUUUUUCCUUAAUUGAAUGGUUUUUUUAUGAAACGGUGUUUUUUUGGAUUAAUCGAUUGUAGAAAGCUUGGAUAGGUUUUUCUCAUAGGGAAAAGGCUGAUCAUAGAAAGCGAGCCUCACUCAAAGUUUUAAAAUAGACAUCAGAUUUACAUAUAUUUUCCUUUGUUAUUUAGUUUAGAUUACUGAUUUUACUUUAGGGCUAAUUUAAGUCCGAUAUUGUUUUUGAUGUUACUAUAAUGUCACUUUUCAUUUGCUCAGAUAUUUUGGCCUUUUAUCGGUGUAAAGGCUACUUUUGAGAGAGAUAACUGAUUAUGGAAGUUGUCGCUAAGGUCAGUUUGAGUUGAUCACUGUUAGAUUCGCCGCUAUCUCGAAUAGAGUAAAAGCGCAACAUCAACUUCCAAGAUUAAAAAACAAGCGCGUAUGCAUUUGGUAAUUGAGCAGGAUAUUGUUGUGGAAGUUGUGGCAGCUGGGUAGUAGAGGAUUGAAAAGAAGCCUUCGAGAUUUAAGACUCUUCGUGCCUUCCGCUCAACGGAUGGCCCCUAGAGUCCAUACUAUUUAAAUAAUACGGUCGUGCACAUCGUUUAUUCCCCUUAGAUAAUUACUGUUUUGCAUUUAUUUAUGUUCUUAAGUCUAUGCUAUAUCUGAGUGUCUCAAUGGGGUGAUGGUUCUUAGGACUACAGUUUAAAAUUUUGGCCAUUUUACGGCUAACGGUUAAUUUUUUUUCCAUUGCGAUAAAAAAAGCCAAUUUUCAAUACCAUCGACUAUCCAGCUUUAUGUGCAGUAAUUAAUGUGCUAAAGAAAGGUAAAUGCGUUAUGAGAUACUAAAAUAAAGAAGACCAUGGUUCCAAUUUUUUGAUGACGACCUUCAUUUGGCGCAUUUGCAUAUUGAAGGGAGUUUCAAGUUGUUGCUGAACCUGCAUCAGAUAUCAUCGGAUUCUUAGAUAAUUCUUGACAUUAAGUGGGAGAGUUAUAAACAUGACAAUUACAGCCAAAUAUAUCACGAAAAUAAACCAAGAGUUUUGUAUCCCCAAAUGCAGCAAACAUAGAAUAAGUUAAAGUGGUCACUGACCAUGCGAAGACAACCAUGAUCGCGGUAUUUCUUGGUGUAACCUUUGAGGCAUGCCAAUCUGCAUACUGUAAGGCCAAGU
This is a messenger RNA of Pocillopora verrucosa, 5487 nucleotides long. The record is from RefSeq and is a predicted model, not a curated record. Lineage: Eukaryota; Metazoa; Cnidaria; Anthozoa; Scleractinia; Pocilloporidae.